AUGUUAGCAGCGAGCCGCGUGCCUACGACGUUGAGACUUAGUGGGAACGAUGCUUGUGCUCCUACUGGUCGAGCAGACUUCAUUUGUUCAGCGGCGCGCUCGAUUGAUAGCUCCAUCGCUCGACGAUCGUUCGCUCUCUUGACUGGAGCUCGUACGGGCCAUGUUCGGGCUAGAUUCUCGCCUGUCAGCCCUAAAGAUCAACCCGCUGCCCCAUCGGUGUACCAGAAGGGCAGUCACAGCCCAUGCCGAUGUCAAGCGGGUGAAUCUGCAGCUCGUGCUUUGAGGGCGGCUCAAAUGCUGUCGGCGUCUGGUACCUGGGGUGCAGACAGGAGGAGAGGGACGUCUGCCCUCCAAGGCGAACCUUGGCUCAUCCCCGCCACGACUGGCUCGUCCUUGGAGGAGAUCUCGGAGCGGAGUGCUGAUGUGAAGUUGGCCGCCAAGCACGUGUACGCUCAUUACGGAGUCUCAUCACGGAGUCCCAAGCCGGAAGGUGCGAUAGGCGAGGUCGAGAACAUGCGCAAGCCACGUCUGACUCGGAAGCAGCGCCGUGUCGAAGGCGUGUCCGAAACGGGCCUCCUCUGCCCGAGCCAACGGAUCGCAGGAGGCGCAGGGAGCCGUAGACGAGUGACGCCGGCGAGCUGCGGUCACCAGGGCAUUGAGACAAGCUGCAAGUGA
Messenger RNA from Trichosporon asahii var. asahii CBS 2479, 675 nucleotides. RefSeq lists its product as uncharacterized. The record is from RefSeq and is a predicted model, not a curated record. The transcript is spliced from 4 exons. Bases 1 to 675 code for a protein of 224 amino acids. NCBI's taxonomy places the organism in Eukaryota, Fungi, Basidiomycota, Tremellomycetes, Trichosporonales, Trichosporonaceae.